CCAUUCGGGAGCGGGGGAGGAGCGACCGGCAAAGAGUGGGCACCGGGAGGUGGGUGGGUGGAGUGACGGGCAACGAGCGGAAUUUGUAGAGGAGCGACGGACACCGAGCUGGUGGGGGGUUGGAAAGAGGUUGGGAGACCGCACUUUCUGAGCCGAACACCGUGUGUAAGCAGAGGCACCGAGAGGAUGCAGCCCCCGGGCCGCGUGGCGGUGGAUGUGCGGGUCCAGGACGUGGAGAAACGGAGGAAUCCGAGCAAACACUAUGUUUAUGUUAUUCAAGUGAGCUGGUCAGAUAACACAUCAAGUAUCAUCUACAGACGUUACAGCAAGUUUUUCGACCUCCAGAUGCAGCUUCUGGACAAGUUUCCUGUUGAAGGAGGACAGAAGGAUCCUAAAUUGCGUUGUAUCCCAUUCUUGCCUGGCAAAAUCCUGUUCAGAAGAAGCCAUGUCAGGGAUGUGGCCAUGAAGAGACUGAAACCUAUUGAUGAAUAUUGCAGGUCUCUGGUCCGACUGCCUCCUCUAAUCUCGCAAUGUGAUGAAGUACUCCGGUUUUUUGAGCCUCGCCCAGAGGAUUUGAAUCCACCAAAGGAGGAAUGUGGAGGGAUAAGGAAGAAAUCAGGUUCAGAGGCUGUGUCAGAGCCCAUGGUUUUGGAUCAGUAUAUGGUGGUCGCCAACUAUGAAAAGCAGGAGAACUCUGAGAUCAGCCUAAAGGCAGGAGAAGUGGUGGAUGUUAUUGAAAAAAGCGAGAGUGGCUGGUGGUUUGUCAGUACAGCAGAGGAGCAGGGCUGGGUCCCAGCCACAUAUCUAGAAGCACAAAAUGGAACCCGAGAUGACCUGGACAUCAGCACUACAAGAGCUGGAGAAGUCACUAAGAGACGCAAAGCCCAUCUGCGGCGGCUGGACCGGAGGUGGACUCUGGGAGGAAUGUGUAACCGCCAACAAAGCCCAGAGGAGAAGUACAUCACUGUACAGCCAUAUGUCAACCAGGGCAAAGAUGAGAUUGGCUUUGAGAAAGGCGUAGUGGUGGAGGUCAUACAGAGGAAUCUGGAGGGCUGGUGGUUCAUCAGAUAUCAAGGCAAAGAGGGAUGGGCACCAGCAUCUUAUUUAAGAAAAGUGAAGGAUGAUCUUACUCCAAGAAAAAAGCCUCUUACUGGGCCAGUAGAGAUCAUUGGAAAUAUAAUGGAGAUCAGUAACCUACUGAACAAAAAAUCAUGCAGUGAAAAAGAUGUUCAGACAGAAAACGAAUCUAAUUUUUAUGAUCAUCCUCCACUCACGGCAAAGGAAAUCAGUCUUCCACUGCCUUGCGAACAGACAAAUGGUGAUGCAACUGUAUUGACGACAGUAGAGAAAAGACUCGGCCGAGGAGCUUCAGGGUCUCCGGCUGUUGCCCGGGUCGCUCCACAGAGGGCAAACAUUGGUUCCCCAAACUUAAGACAGAAACCACCACCACGCAGAGAAACUAGCCUGGGAUUCCAGCUGCCCAAGCCUCCAGAGCCACCUGCUGUUGAAGUGGAGUACUACACCAUUGCUGAAUUCCAAACACACAUUGCUGAUGGGAUCAGCUUUUGUGGAGGGCAAAAAGCUGAGGUCAUUGAGAAAAAUUUAGGUGGCUGGUGGUAUGUACAGAUUGGGCAGCAGGAGGGUUGGGCACCAUCUUCAUACAUUGACAAGAGGAAAAAGCCAAAUCUGUCCAGAAGAAGCAGCACACUAAUCAGACCAAAAAUCCCUCCACCUGCACCACCCACCAAAAGCAAGCCAAAUUCUGAGGAAACAGGUCAAGGAAAUAACAGCGAAUGCAUGCAACAAAAGCCCAAGUUUGAGGAACCAGAGUAUGAUAUUCCGGCUGCAAUCUUUGACCAUGAGCCUGAGACCAGCAUGAAUUUAGUUGCUGAUGAGCAGGCUAAAGAGGAUUCAGUUGAUCAGGACCAGCCAGAGUCCAGCCAGCAACAAAGCAAACCAUGCCCAUUAUCCACGCUGCGAAAAGCCCGCUUCAAAGUAGGUGAAUCUUCAGAAAGCUUGUUCCGCGAUGACCAGCUUGUCUAUCCUCCCAGUGAUAAGGAAUGCAACCAAGGAGGGAGUAGCAAUAGUUUAAUAUGUAAUCAGGUUUGUGAAACUAUUACUCAGGUUGAUGCUGCAGUGUCAGCAUCAGAGACCAGCUGUUCACCAAAAUAUAUUUCACCAAAACACUCUCUAAAAAACCUUCAGUUAAAAUCUGAGAAGAAAACUGAUGCUAGGAAAGACCAGGAUCCUGAAAAUAGUGGAGACAAUUCCUGCAAAUCCAUCUCUGAUAUCGGUGACUGCACCACACAGAAAGUUGUCUCAAAAAAAGACAAGGAGAUAUCUGAAACAAACGCGCACAUAGAACAGAAAGCUGCUCUUAGUCCCAUAACUAGGCCAAAGCCUUCUGUGAGACCAAAGCCUUUACUGGUGAAGCCAGAAGCACAGAAUAUGGAGAUCAGCACCAUCAGGCGCCAACUUAGGCCUACAGGACAGUUGAAACACAACUCAAAAGGGAUAAAGAUUGAUGAUGCAGAAACUAUCUCAUUGACAUCAUCUGAAAAUUCAGAAGAUUCUUUCACUAAAAGUACAGUGGAUCUUUCUACAAAUGCAUCACUCAGCCAGGUGGGACUGGGCCCAGCAAAACCCAGUGAUCAGGAAACAGAAUCACUGUGUCAGUAUAAGACAGUAGAUAAAUAUGAAAAAGUUCAGGACAAUGAAAUCAGUUUUCCAGCCGGAAUAAUGGUUGAGGUUCUAGAAAAACAAGACAGUGGUUGGUGGUUUAUUAGAAUUGGAGACGAUGAGGGAUGGGCCCCAAUCUUCUACUUGGAGCAUGUUAGUGGCAGGCCAGCAGAGGGCCUUGGAGAGUCUGUAACUCCGAGUAGGGACAGGUCAGUGAAUGAAAACCAACUCAACAAUGUAGAGAAAGUGGACAAGAAGGUUCAGGCAUUAAAUAACAUCAACUUUGGUCUAAAGCGAGUUACACCCCCAAUUCCUGCAAAACCUCCUGGAGGGUUUGCAAGACUAGGAGGAAAUAUGAAUGGUUCAGUAAAAAUGAGAAAUGGGUUGAAACAGGUAGCUGUGAGGCCACAAUCUGUAUUUGUUUCCCCUUCGAGCAAAGAAAGUAACAGCCUAGCUGCAUCACUGAGGAGGAAUGAAUCUAUGAUGUGUCAUGAGAAUAUCAAGUCUACAGUGAAUAUCCGCCGUAAUGCAUCUUUCAACAAUGUCCGGUUACGAAAGAAGAAUGAGGAGUCUGACUCUAUACACUCUGUGGCAAUGUCAGUUUCAAGCCAGACAAAGGGCAGACCUUCAGAAAAGUGUGGAGGAAUUGAGUCAGAUGCUAUCGGCAGAACUUCCCAGAAAGGUGGGAUUCCCGUGUCAGCUGUGAGACCAAAACCAGUGUGCAUCCAGGAGAAACCUCAGUUCAUUCAGAACAACUGGAGAGAAGUAUAUGUUGCAAUCGCUGACUAUCAGGGAGAUGAGGAAACCAUGGGCUUCCAAGAGGGCAGUUCUGUGGAGGUGCUGGAGCGUAAUCCCAAUGGUUGGUGGUACUGUCAAAUAAUAGAUGGUGGAUGCUCUCGAAAGGGCUGGGUGCCUUCAAAUUAUCUAGAAAAAAAGUACUAAAAUUUCUUUUUAUAUAUAUAAAUAUAUUUUAAUUUAUCGAUGCAAUGAGCAUUUUCUAAUGAAACUGUCAAGCAAACACUGCAAACCCGCAAUGGAAUAAAUGCCGCUAUAUUUCAAGUGCUGAAUUGCUGAGCUAGUGUAUACCAGUGAGACUAUAACUAAAGCUGAUUAAGGAUGUGGAAAGACACCUGUAGAUGACGGGAAUUAUGUAGUCUGUCUGCACACAGUGGGUUCUGGACAUUAAAGUAUCAAAGUGGAGCUGAUUAUUUACAGCUGGACAAAGGCGAGUUGCACUUUCUACAUGCAACAGAGUUACUCAAAAGCCGGACCUUUGAGCAGAGUUGAAUAUUUUAAAUUAAUUAUUAUUGUUUUAUUAUUUACUUUUAACUGAAUAAUCAGGAGUUAUUCUGGACUUUUUCACUGGUGCCUUUAGCAUGCCCAAAGUAUAUAACCUGAGAAGUAACAUUCUUUUUAAUGUGCCAAAAAUAUAAGUUAAUCUGUUCGAAUUUCUUUGACUUGAUGGAAUGGCUUUAAGCUCUCACUGGCUUUUAUGCUGUCAUGUGUUAUGUUGGAGGGGAGAUGAAAGGGAACUAGUAUCAUGCAAUGUCACAGAUGAGAUAGAAACCCCAAUAUUUGGAGGAGUGCAGAGAUGCUAAUUACAUUGGCAAACGUUUCUCAAGGAUGCCAUUUUUAUUGUUUAGUCAUGAGGUUUUUCUGAUUUUUCUCAUAUAGAUUCUAGGCACAUUCAUUAUUUUGCUUCAGUUCAUCAGACCACAAACGCUCUCCAGGAUGACACUAGUAAAGUUAAUAUCUCUUCUAUUGUGGCCCAACAAUACAUAACCCUACUUUUCUACUUCUAGCUUGGAGUGUUAUUAGGGUGACGUUUUCAGCAGAGCUCCUGAUAUUCAGAAAGCAAAUGACCCCAGCAUGCUCUGUCCAUGCCCUUUAUUUGCAUCAAAUCUUUGCAUCAGAGUAUGGAUCUGGGACUAAUAAUUCUUUUGAACAAAUAACAAGAGGAACAUUUCACACUGCUUAAUAAAACACAGAACCUCAGAAAUCUGAGAGAUGAGCUUUAGCUGCAGUUCAUUGGUAUGGGUUUGGUUAUUUAUAAAAUAUUUUAUCCUAGAUUCUUUUUGCAUUACUUCUCUAGAUGGAAGAUCUUUUGUAUAUAGUAUUGUUGCAAGACACUUAAACAAGGACACUAACAACAAACUUGCACCCUCUUUCAGGGGUGAAUGGUGUAGUGAAAGAUGCAGCACUUCCUGCAAUGCACUACAUUACUGACAAAGAAAAAACAAAAUGUGGCUCAGAGCCCCAUGACUGGAUAACCAACACUGCAAUCCACAUUAAACAUGAAGGCACGUGGCCCUGGAUGUUAAAUUCAAUAACUGAAUUACACAUCGGUAUGAUAGUACAUUAAUUUGGUUUCAUGUAUGUUGUCAAAUGUAGCUAUGUGAUUUUCUUUGAAUGGAAAUAAGAGACACCAAUUGAAAAUUACCAUUACUUUGCAGCAGCUCUGAGUGAUAUGUAGGCUAGGAACUUUUAAGCUGAAAGGAUAUAAUGCUUCUUCAUGAACUUGACUAGAUUACUCAGCUAAUAGGAAGAGAAAGUGCUAGAGAAACUCAGCAGAGCUGACAGCAUUUGUGAAAAGUUAACACUUCAUGUUCAAUUGGCUUCUUCAGGACAGUUUUAUUCAACACUAUAUUAUUAAUUGUCGUUUGUUAAAGCUUGUUACUGCCAGCAGUGCUUUACUGCCUCUACAGAUGUACUACUGGAAUGCAAAUUAGUACAUUCACAGUGGAUGGUACAAUCAUUUGGGGACUGAGAAUGGUCCCACUUAUUGGACUAUUGUGUCACACCCAUCUUUUGAAUGUGAGUAGUCUUUUUCGUUGGCAUGUUGUUUGUUCAGGAAUAAAACACUUCUUCAAUAGUGUAA
Chiloscyllium plagiosum (whitespotted bambooshark) is the source of this 5557-nucleotide messenger RNA. It is a transcript of the gene sh3pxd2aa, whose product is annotated as SH3 and PX domains 2Aa. The record is from RefSeq and is a predicted model, not a curated record. Gene Ontology annotation, biological process: superoxide anion generation. Lineage: Eukaryota; Metazoa; Chordata; Chondrichthyes; Orectolobiformes; Hemiscylliidae. Gene Ontology annotation, cellular component: cytoplasm. Gene Ontology annotation, molecular function: phosphatidylinositol binding; superoxide-generating NADPH oxidase activator activity; protein binding.